Molecule: messenger RNA, 1215 nt
Organism: Closterium sp. NIES-65
Lineage: Eukaryota; Viridiplantae; Streptophyta; Zygnematophyceae; Desmidiales; Closteriaceae
Source: the annotation of a GenBank genome assembly
AUGGAGAACGGAGAGGGGAGCUCAAGAGCUUGGAUGGAGGGGGGUAGCGAGGAAGAGGUCCGAUGUAGCGCGCUGGAUCUUAUAAAGCGGAUGGAGGAGGACGGUUCGUGGAAACUACCGUCGGAGCGCAGAAUACAGGUGCCGCACGUGAGGCAGCAGCACUCGUGGGACUGUGGCGUGGCGUGCGUGCUCAUGGUGCUCAAGGCGCUCCAAGUCCCCAUCCACCCCGUCCAAACCGAGCCCAUGCAAAGCAUCCCGGCCGUCCAUUCGCUACAGCCAAUCAGAGCAUCUCCUGCCCAGGCGCUUCAGGGAGACGAAGUGGGCGGAGGGGAUGAUGCGGUGGCAGAGAGAGCUGCUGUGGAGCGUACCUGCCCGUCCGAAAGGGAGUCUGCGCGUGUAGCAGAGGGUGCUGACGCCAUGUGGCACUCUCUGGAACCAGCAGCGGGUGCAGGGGAUGUGGGAGAGGGUGUCAAUGGGUGCACAUGGAUGCGCACAGCAGAUGCCACAGGGGUUGCCGCAGCGGGGCCGGUGAGGAGAGGGUCGGCGAGGGGCCGUGGCUGUGCGGUGCGAGGUGGUGAAGAGGGGUGUGACGCCGUACCCGACACGACACGAGACAUGCGAGCAGUAGCAUGUGCAAUUGCGGGUGCAGGGAGGGGGAGGGCCGGGGGGAGCAGGGAGGCAUGUGAGCUGCAGCAUCUGCACCGCCAGUGCGGCACCACCAGUGUGUGGAGCAUAGACCUGGUGGCGCUGCUGCAGCGCCACGGCGUGGGGGUGGAGUUCCUCACCGUCACCAUCGGCGCCAACCCCUCCUUCGCCCACCAGCCCUUCUACAAGGAGAACAUGCCCGGGGAUGUGGACAGGGUCAAUCGCCUCUUUGCCGACACCAUACGAGCCGGCGUGCGCAUUCAGUGUGCGUCCAUAGGCAUUCAGCAUCUUGCCUGGCUGCUUCUCUCGGGUCGUUACCUCAUCAUUGCCCUCGUGGAUAAGCGCAGCAUCACCCAUCCACUGGCAUCAGAGCGAUGCCCUCCUGAGUGCUGCGGACCCACUCCGGGCUACAUUGGUCACUUUGUGGUGCUCUGUGGGUUUGACGGCCACUCGAGGAUGUUCCAGAUCUGCGACCCCUCCUCGCAUGGGCAUGGUGGCACAUCGUGGGUGCCGAUGGCAGCAGUGGAGGAUGCACGCAUGACGUUCGGCACCGACCAGGAUCUGAUCCUG